Molecule: messenger RNA, 1056 nt
Organism: Zasmidium cellare ATCC 36951
Lineage: Eukaryota; Fungi; Ascomycota; Dothideomycetes; Mycosphaerellales; Mycosphaerellaceae
Exons: 3
Coding region: 1-1056 (351 amino acids)
Source: RefSeq, a predicted model, not a curated record
AUGGAGAUUGACGGAGAUGCAGGUCAUGCCUUGAGGGGCUCACGUGGCUUCAAGCAUGUGCGUGUCAAGUUCAGGGUUCUGACCCACGCAGAGAAGAAAGAGGGAGAGAACGAACGACGCGAGGAAGAGGAUUACCAGCAAGAGACGGCAAAGCAUGCGGAGGAAAAUUCGCACGAGCCGGGCCUGCCAAUACACACGACCCAACGAGAGGAGAAGCUGCACAAGAAGUCGUCCGAGACCAAAAACAACCAAGACGGCAAACAAUCUGGAGACGAAGAUCUUGAGACAGGCUGUUCCCGCUUUCAGGUCCGGGAUGCACAGGGUGGAAACGACGCCCAUCACAUCAUCGAGAUCGGGUUCUCAUGGUCAAACGAUUCGACACACGAAGGCCGUGGUGUCGUCGACUUCAUCAAGGGUGCCCAAGACCAAAAGACGAAGCUGACCCGCUACACAUUCACUUCAUCCUACGCCAAUGCCAAGCCCAUGAAAGCACGUCUUGCAAAGCAUGGUGCCAAAGUCAUCAAAGUGCUCAAGCAGCUUAUCGAGCCGACGGACGGCAAUAACUCCAUCGUCCUCGACGUAUGCCCUUUCGACAGAGGCGUUGCUAAGGCACCAAAGAAGAAAGACUCAAAGCAAGAGGAGACCGCCGCUGUGCACUUUGACCCCGACCCAAACUUCCUUGCCAUGGAAGUAUUGCCGCCGGGUGGAAGCGGGUACCUCCUGGAGACAAUGUUCAACCUGCAAUACAACUUCUUCCGCCACAAGCACGGAGAGAUGGAGAUAAUUGCAGGCAACAUGCCACCGACGUCAGUCAUGAUGGCACAGCAACCUCCUCGCCCGAUGACAUCGAUGCUCUUGCCACAUACAUACACAUUUACAAAUUUCGAGGAAGCAGCGACGCAGUUGGCAUGGCACGCUGAGCAGUUCCAAAAGCAAGCGAUCGCUCUGAAGCUUUUCAAUUCAGUCCGACACAGCUGUUGUUCAAAGCUGGGCAAGUCCUGGUGGUCGCUUUACAGUUUGGCAAGUUCACACCCGCCUCGGCGACCAGGGCAAUGA